Messenger RNA from Esox lucius (northern pike), 7305 nucleotides. It is a transcript of the gene ghra, whose product is annotated as growth hormone receptor a. Gene Ontology annotation, molecular function: protein binding. The transcript is spliced from 11 exons. The record is from RefSeq and is a predicted model, not a curated record. NCBI's taxonomy places the organism in Eukaryota, Metazoa, Chordata, Actinopteri, Esociformes, Esocidae. Bases 880 to 2859 code for a protein of 659 amino acids.
UCAGUCUGUUGAGAGACUGUUAUGAGUCCCGAGCAGUAAAAGGGGCACUCAAUGUACCUCUUCGAAUCCUUCUGUCGCACUUAAUCCAAGACGAAAUCAUCUAAAAAUAGAUUUAGUUUGCUCAAAUAGAGACAUGAAUCAAAAUAAUCUCUCUUAUUUGAGGUAACUGUUAAUUUAAGCAUUGAGAUUUUCUUGGAUUUUGAAUAAUUUACAUCGUACGUAGGCCACUUCGUGGAGUUAAAAGGCGGACCACUAGUGUCUGUCCUGUUUCUGUCAAUGGACAAGUCCUAGGAGUCGACACUACUCGCGCAUUUCUCCAGCUGACAACUUUGUGUUAGCUCCAGAUAAAAUUACAGUGAAGAGGAGAACCUCUGUUUUCACUCAGCCAAAUGCAUGGCUUAGACCUGUGCCUUCAACAGCAAGAACUUGCCAACUUACCAGACAGGGAAAGUUUAUAUUCCAAGGACUCAAAUAGGAAACAUAGCUUUUAGGCAAAGCCUACCUACCCGAGGACAUCAUUUGGGGUGAAGAGCUAUAUUACACUGCCUCAGUGGAGAUGAAAUGAUGACUGAUACUAGUCCACUUAACCAGAUAACCUUCUUCAAGGAAAGAAGGAGAUGACAACCUUAUACAAGCCAAGAGCCAAAAGUUAACUAAACCCCCAAAACAGACCACCAGAGGAGGAAAGCAACAGAGAAAUGACAAGUAAACACACAGAGUUAUCUCUCCUAUCAGUAAGCAACGAGUACCAGGGCUCAACUCUGAUCCAGAAGACACGUUUCUUUCCACGCAGCCAAGCCAAGGAUCAAAUACUUCACCCACAGACUGAGUACAAGUCUCCUAGUAUUUUGAUGUAUCCAGCAAAGGGAAGCCCCCGUCAUGGCCUGUUCAUCCUUCCUCCUCCUCCUCUUCCCGUCCCUGGGUUGGCUGUCGGCUGUGAGAUCAGCCUCACUGAUGGAUCCUGGCUUCAUGAUGUCAUCAGAUCCUCCUUUGCAGGGUCCUCGUUUCACCGGGUGUAAGUCCAGGGAGCAGGUGACUUUCAGCUGUUGGUGGAGCGCCGGAAGCUUCAGAAAUCUUACAGAGCUCGGAGGCCUGCAAAUGUUCUACUGGAAGAAGAAUGAUUCGCCUAAUGAAUGGAGGGAGUGUCCUGACUACCCAUCCUCUGUGAAGAACGAGUGUUUCUUCGAUAAGAACCACACGGUUAUCUGGACGACCUACUGUGUGCGGCUAACCUCUGUGAGGCAGAACAUCACCUACGAUGAGUUGUGCUUUGAACUACAGGACAUCGUGCACCCUGACCCCCCGGUGGGUGUGAACUGGACAUUGCUGAACGUGAGUCAGUCAGGCCUGCGCUUUGACAUCAUGGUGAGUUGGGAACGCCCACCAACGGCCGACAUACCUAACGGAUGGUUGAACCUGGCUUAUGAAGUCCAGUACAGGAUGAGGAACAGCUCGCACUGGAAAGUGUUUGAGCUGGAGUUUGGCACCCAGAAGUCUAUCUACGGCCUCCGAACAGGAGAAGAGUAUGAAGUGCGUGUGCACUGUGCGAUGAGGGCUUUCAAUAACUUUGGGGACUUCAGCGAUCCCAUUGUUGUCCACGUGCCACUGAUACCCAGUAAAGAUUCCACAUUCCCUUUGACUCUGGUCCUGAUCUUCGGGGCUGUGGGACUGGCCAUUGUCCUCAUGCUUAUCGUCUUCUCUCAGCAGCAAAGACUGAUGAUGAUUUUACUGCCUCCCGUUCCUGCACCUAAAAUCAAAGGGAUAGAUCCAGAACUUCUUAAGAAGGGCAAGUUGGAUGAGCUGAACUUCAUUCUGAGGGGUGGGGGCAUGGGACGUCUCCACUCCUAUCCCCUUGACCUGUACCAGGACGAGCCCUGGGUGGAGUUCAUCGAGCUGGACGCAGACAAGCCUGAACCUGGGGAGAAAGAGGACAACCUGAAUUCGGACACAAGGAGACUGCUGGGUCUGGGACACAACAACCAUCACACCAACCGUGGCUGCUCUCAUGCUCUCAGCAUCCCUGAUGAUGAUUCUGGCCGGGCCAGCUGCUAUGACCCUGAGCUGCCUGACCAGGAGACCCUGAUGUUUAUGGCUGCCCUCCUGUCUAAUCAACCCGACAAAGUUGAACCCUGCUUGGGGAACUUAAGCCACUCAAGCAUCCCUGCCCUAGAGGUGCUGGAGGUCACCUCUUCAGGGCACCAGGUUUCAGAGAGAGGGGAGAGGCCCCGUGUCCAUGCCCAGCCAGGAGGCACCCAGAGCUGGGUUAACAUGGAUUUCUACGCCCAGGUCAGCGACGUAACACCCACGGGAGGGGUGGUGCUCUCGCCAGGCCAGCAGGUCAGAGCCCCGGAAAAUACUUCAACGAAAGAGGAGGCUAGGAAGAAGAACCAUGGAAGAAGAGAGGGAGGACAGGAGGAGAGGGAGGUGGCGGAGGGCGAGGAAGAGGAGAGCAGAAGGAACAAGCCGCCGUUUCAGCUGUCAGUGGUGGGUCCUGAGGCCGGAGGCUAUACAACAGAAAGCAGCACCCCAAACCCCUUUUCACUUGGGGAAAUCUACCACACCUUCCCCCCACCUCCCGUCGAAACCAAGCCCUACCAGGAGGCCUGUCCUCCCCCUAGCUAUCCUCUGGGGGGCUUUCAGUCCCCCUAUGUCCCUCCCAACUCCCCGCCCGUUCCAUCCCUCGCCCCGGUCUCAGACUACACUGUGGUCCAGGAUGUUGACUCCCAACACAGUCUUCUCCUUAACCCCCCCUCUCCACGACUGUCUCCCCCCGGGCCCCCGCAACCUCUCUCCAAGCCCUUGCCUGCCAUGCCUAUGGGGUACCUCACCCCAGACCUGUUGGGCAACCUCUUGCCCUGAGAGGGAUAAAAACGUCUCCUCGGGGAGGUCAGAGGUCACCAGGAAGUCCGUAAUCAUCACAGGCAGACGGUCAAGUUUUGCCCGAUCACCGCUGGAAACCAAAAAUUUCACACGAUGGACAGGCCUAAUAUUUGUGUAAAAGGGCGAUGAAAACGAAGCUUGGAGAAGCAGAACAUUUGGAUGCUGUGUUGGGGUUUUAAAGCUGAGACGUGUAGCUUGUGGAAAGAAUUGCCGUAAAAUGGUCCUUUCUCGUUUUAACGUAAGACAGUUGUCAAACAAAAUCUUACUGGGCUCAGUCUGACCGAGACACCCCAAAACACCCACAGUCUGAAACCUUAAAAUGCAGAGAUCGCUACUAAAACAGAAUGCGCAUACGCUUAUGCACUAUAUGUACGCAGGCAGACAUGCUCAGACAAGCGAGUUCCAUUUUAUACAAGCAUGGAUCUGUCAUUUGACUGAACUGGCGCUUUAUGGCACUUCCCAUCUGGCCUUAAUGUUUCUUAAUGUGAUUUAUUAUAGACAUGUCAGACAGAAGGGAAGAAAACCAUCGCAUACAGCGAGGUGCAAAAUAAUCGGAUAGUGACACCUUUGUUGUUGUUUUGGCUUUGUCCUUGCUCUGACAUUUCAGAUUUGAAAAUGAUACAGUGACCAUGUGGUUAAAGUAAAUAGUUUUAGCUUUAAUUUGAGGGUCUUUCAAAACAAAUUGUGUGAACAGUUCAUAAAUUGAAGCAUGCUAUAGCUAACACCUCUUCAUAAAUGUGGAUGCCACAAUAUAACAGAUAAUCCUGAAUUAAUUGUAAAUUAUGAUGAACAUCAUACCUGAUUAAUAUAUUAACAGCUUACCAUUGACAUGCUGUUUACAGAAGAGUAUAGCAUUGGGAUCAUAAUUAUCAUAAUAAUGUUAUUGUUAUAUUAUAGUAUUCAUAUUUUUCAACAAAGAAGGGGACUAGAAGAAGACACACAGUUAGUAAAUGUUUACAGUUCAGCCCAAAAUGGGAGGUUUAAAAAAUCCCCAAAUGCAUCUUUAAGUAAAUGUGUCAAAAUGUCGCCAAUUGCAAUAAAGGGCUAUAAUUUCUGAUGGAUAAACAUAAUCUUAAUUAUUGAUGUAUUAUUUCAUAUCCACUUUGCCAAAGUUCAAUGCCAAAACAACAACAACAAAUACUAAACUAAAAGAAAUAGUGUAACAUAGAUGUGCAAUGCUGUAGAUUUUGGGUUUAAGUCUUAAUUGUACUGUAGAUGGAGCAAGGAACAGAAUAUGUGGGAGAAUAACAAGCACAUCAACUUUUUUACAGUCUCACAAACACACACACACACACAAACUUUAACAUCAUGGUAAUGGCCUCGUUAAUUUAAAGAACACUGAGUGGAGCUGUUUGUCAAACCUACUGCUACAAGGAGCACAGACAAACUAUUUAGCCCACUCAUUGUUUUUGCCUAAUGGCUUAUUUUAAUGCUUAUAUGACUUUCUCUUGGAGUCUCUUGUGACAGUAAACAAGUAGUUACCAGACUGAGGUCACAGUGUUUAACACAGACAGCCAUUAGACAACCUGUCUGUGACAAUUCAGAAACUGAUUAAAAAGAAAGAGAGCGAAGAGAAGACAACCAAUAACAGCAAGCAGGGUUAGCUAUAUAAUGAGAUGUUAACAAGAAUAGGCAAGUACUCAAACUAGAGGAAAGACUGCUUUUGUAUGUCGUAUUUUGUUACUUGCAUUCAUUAUAAUUGCGGGGACAAUGACUGGAAAUUUGGAGAUAGACAAUGUUUCCUUUUCUUUCUCGCAGUUUUUUCUAAAUGUAGUUAUGAGGUUCUGAUGUUAAUGUUCUCUCGCUUGCACUUGUUAUGAUGAUGAAACAAGCCUAUUUUGUUGUAGUGAAACAUUUGUCCUCGCUCAGGGCUUUAUAUAUGCACCCAAACUUGCAAACAUGCCCAAGCAUGUACGUUCGCACGCUCGCACACACCUCCUCAGAAAGGAUAGAAUCCUUUUUUCUGUUCAACUGACACACCACACAAACGGACACUACAGACAGCAUCUGUGGUGAACGGGACAUUUAACAAUCAACUAAAGCACACACAAACAGGAUUUGUUUGUGGAAUCUAUGUAAUCUGCUUUAGGAAUCGAAGAGACACUGUGAUUACUAUAGAUUAUGUUUCAUCGUCAGAAGAAAGAUCAUCCUCAGAAACGGUUACUUCUGGUGGUUGUGGGCGGAGCUAGUUACUUGUUUGCUCUUGUAACCAACGUUCCUCGUGACAACAAAGGUUUUGAAGGUGGAUGUGGCCCACCCAGGGCAUCCAUCAUCAGGAUAGUAGUCUGGUGUUGUUCCUCUCACAACAAGUCUGCCUAUAUAAACUGCAUCGCACGGACCCAAAGCCUAUCUGUCAAGCAGGAAAUCUGGGAUGAUUUUGUAUUGUUCAUUGAACUGCUGACCUUUUCCAAUUCGCAUUGGCUUUUCUUACAAGUACAGCAGCCUAACAGCUUAAGCUAUUUCAGACGGUGAGUGCCUGUCGAUCAAACCCGGGUUUCUGAGGUAAAUGCGAAUGAGGCGUAUGUCACGCCGGCACCACCAAGAACAUUGGCUUCUGGAUUAAAUCUCUUCAUCGCUUGGUGAAAUCAUUGUUUCAGACAUGAUAUCACAACACAACCUGUUUAAAUGUUCCAUCCAGUGUCAUGCUCAUUUCCCUCUUGCCGUCUCUCUCACUCAGCUUUACUGAGAAAUAAUUAAGUGACCUGCGGCUGCCGUCAGUGUUGUUGAGGCCAGCACGCAAACAGAUGUCUUAAUGCCUCUCUGCAGUGUGCAGUGGCUAUGAUGAUGUUUGUCUUGUUAAUCAAAAUCAAAAAUGUCGCUGGUGGUUUCAUUUUCCCAGACCCAUCGUUAAGCCUUCUCCUGGGCUUAUUCAGGAGGACACAGGUUCAGGUGGUCGACAUGGAAAUGCAUCGCCUUGCAUUUGGUGGACGUAGAACUGACGUUUUAAUAUUGUUUCGUAGAAUAUGAAAGUGUCAGCUCUGUGUGUUGCACUGCCGUCUGCAACGUCGUUACAUUUCGCAACCAACUGAGUAAGCCAGGGGUGCCUCUGAGUGUGUUAUACAGCAAAGAAAGCUAUAUUAUUUCAAUAAUGAAUUGUAAGGUUUAGUUUUGUGUACAUUGGUAUUUGUAAGUGUUUAUAUACUGGAAUGUACAAUGGGACUUGCGCAUUGUUCUGUAGCAUUCUAGGUUGUUUGAUUAGACUCAUGAACAUUAUGGUUGUUUAAAUAGUCACAGAUGAUAGGAAGUGGGAGACGUGGACAACUGUAUUCAAGCUUAUGAAAAAUGUUUACCCUUUGUGUCAGUAAUUUUGCUCAUGCUAGAGUUUAUGCUAAUUUCAAUAUUAGCUUCAUUGUUUUUGCCGUGGAAUAUUUAUAUAAGCUAGCACUUUGUAUGAAUUAGGCUGUCACAUCCACAUUUUGUAUUUCAGACUAAAUCAAGUGUCUGUUUAUUAUCUCUCGUGAAUGCGUAGUGAAAUCUGUUUUUAGAUUGUUUUGAAUUUACCAUGGAGAAACCUAUCUAUAAGUUUCAGUGACAUUCUUUCAAAUAUUGCCUUGAUAUUUAGCACAAAGAUAAUAAUGUGUGAGUGUUGAUGAACAUAAAGUCUAGGAAUCCCUCCUCAAGAGUAUUUAUGUAUCCUAUGGCCAUACAGUGUGGAUGAGGUCAGGGGUGUCAUACUCCUUUCACCCCAGAGCCCAUAUUUGGUCUUUGACAAAGUCUAGAGGGCCACAAUGAAAAAGGAUUAGUGUUUCGUGGCAUCAACACCCUUUUUGGUGUUGUUAGUUGUCCUGUUGCAGUCUAGCUCGCAUUUCUAUGGUUAUUAGCUAGUUGAUAAACUAUAUGAAUGUAAUUCCAUGAUCAUUUCUAAACGGUGACGACUGUUCAGUGUAUUGUGAUCUUAUCAUAAAAAAAUAAAAGGAAAUGUUUAUAUAUUUUUUGUUGAUUUUUACUCAAACCACCUGCAGGCCGGAUUAAUCGCCCGGGGGCCAUUUUCGACAACCUUGGUAUUGAGUUUCAUUUCAAGACGUACAGCAACUCAUCAGUAUCUUUGUGUAAUCAUGCUGUAACUAAACUAAUGUAUUUUAUUUUUGUACAAUCCCAUGUCACCUGUGUCAAAAGGUUAUCUUAAUGUUCUUCUGUGUCGCCAUUCAAAGAGCCAGAUGUGAGUGGACACUAGCUGCGUGAGCUGAACAUUGCCGGCUCAGAUUUAGUUUGUCUCUUUGUUUGUUUGUUUUUAGGUGGAAGUUAUUUUGAGUUUUAAAAUUUAGUUUGACAUCAUUUGAUAGGAUCUGGUUCGAAGGGCUUAUUAUUUGACAGGUUUCUCAUGCUGACGUUAGGGUGUUCUAUAGCAUUAUUUUUCGGUUUUUGUUUCAUGUUCCGUAUCUUUCAAAAAGAUACACAAUAAAUGUAUAAUAUCCUUAAAGCUAA